Musca vetustissima is the source of this 2022-nucleotide messenger RNA. RefSeq names its product ATP-binding cassette sub-family B member 10, mitochondrial. Gene Ontology annotation, molecular function: ATP binding; ABC-type oligopeptide transporter activity; ATP hydrolysis activity. The transcript has 7 exons. Bases 1 to 2007 code for a protein of 668 amino acids. The record is from RefSeq and is a predicted model, not a curated record. Gene Ontology annotation, biological process: transmembrane transport. NCBI's taxonomy places the organism in Eukaryota, Metazoa, Arthropoda, Insecta, Diptera, Muscidae. Gene Ontology annotation, cellular component: membrane.
AUGUUACUGCAGAGCUUGAAAUGUUCACGUCUUACGAAAUCACCGCAAGUGUAUUGGACUUUUAGAAACUUUACAACCAUACGCCAGAAUUAUCCCACAAAGUUGUUACAAAAUGGUUUCCCCAAAACACAACAACAACUUUUGCAACCAAAGAGCCACCAGGUUAGCUUAUGGCUGUUGCGACGACUGAAAAGUGUAGAAGCUGCUGAAAAGGUCAAGGCGCCAAAGGUUAAAAUUAAGAGAAGCGAUGUUGCUCGCCUUAUGGGCUUGGCAAAAUCUGAAAAGUUGGUACUUGCUGCUGCCAUUGGCUGUUUGGUGAUUUCAUCUACAAUAACAAUGAGCGUUCCAUUUGUUCUUGGCAAAAUACUGGACAUUAUAUUCGACAAAGAUAGUGAAAAGGCCGGUAAAGCACUGGACAGGCUGAAGCAUUUUUCGUUGAUACUUUGUGGUGUUUUCCUCAUAGGCGGCUUAGCAAACUUUGGACGUAUUUAUUUUUUCAAUAGUGCUUCAUUACGCAUAGUACGAGAUUUACGUUCAAAGUUAUAUAGAAGGAUGUUGAAUCAGGAAGUCGGAUGGUUUGAUAAAAAAGGUACUGGCGAACUUGUAAAUCGUUUGGCAACUGAUACUUAUUUAGUAGGAAACUCGCUGAGUCAAAACCUAUCAGAUGGCUUACGGUCAACAGUCAUGGUUUUAGCAGGUACAUCUAUGAUGAUAUACACCUCACCACAGUUGGCUCUCAUCAGUACUUGUGUGGUACCUUGCGUUGCUGGAAUAGCAAUUGUGUAUGGCCGUUAUGUUCGUAAAAUAACUCGCAGUCUUUUGGACAAGCUAGCCGAUAUAUCCAAGGCAGCAGAAGAGCGUUUGGGAAAUGUUAAAACCGUUAAAACGUUCUCGAGAGAAAAUGAGGAGUGUAAAACCUACGACAAUUUACUGGGAGAAGCUCUGCAAUUAGGUUACAAGGAAACAUUGGCUCGUGCCAUGUUCUUUGGAACGACUGGAAUGUCCGGUAACAUCAUUAUAAUAUCCGUUUUGUAUUACGGUGGCAAUUUGGUCAUUCAAGAUGCAUUAUCUAUUGGUGCUCUGACGUCAUUCAUUUUAUACGCUGGCUAUUCGGCCAUUUCCCUAAAUGGUCUUUCCAAUUUUUACACCGAACUUAACAAAGGAGUGGGUUCAGCUCAGCGUAUAUGGGAAAUAUUAGACCGCAAAUGUUUAAUACCCACGAAUGUUGGUAUUAUGCCAGAGACAAAACCUCGAGGAGAUGUUAUAUUUGAUGGGGUUAAUUUUAGUUUUCCUGCCAGACCAGAUUCUAUAGUUUUAAAUGAUUUUAAUUUAGUUUUACGACAUGGCGAAACUACUGCUCUUGUUGGACGCAGCGGUUCGGGCAAAAGUACAAUAGCAUCAUUGCUACUUAGAUUAUAUGAUCCGGUGAAGGGGCGUGUUUUAUUGGACAAUCUCGAUUUGAGGGAAUUGAGUCCUGUAUGGUUAAGACAACAUAUUGGAGCUGUGAGUCAGGAGCCUGUGCUUUUCUCUGGCACAAUUCGUGAGAAUAUCCUAUACGGUAUAAAUCCAGGCGAAACGAUAAAAGAAUCAGAAUUUGAAGAAAUUGUGCGUAAAGCUCAUGUCGAUGAGUUCACAGAACAAUUGCCCAACGGUUUGGAUACUUUAGUUGGGCAAAGAGGCAUGAUGCUGAGUGGUGGACAAAAACAAAGAGUGGCAAUAGCAAGAGCUUUAAUCAAAAAUCCCACCAUAUUAAUAUUGGACGAAGCUACAAGUGCUUUAGAUUCCGUCUCUGAGGAAUUGGUCCAAAAUGCAUUGGAAGAAUUGGCAAAGGGAAGGACUUGUUUGACAAUAGCCCAUCGACUUAGCACAAUACGUAAUGCAGAUACAAUUGCAGUUUUAGAAAAUGGUCAAGUGGCUGAGCAAGGUACAUAUGACGAUCUUAUUACACAAGAUAGCGGAACAUUUAAGGAACUAGUGAAAAAGCAAGCUUUCCUGAUGAACACCUAAUAGCACAAUUAAGUC